This is a messenger RNA of Arabidopsis arenosa, 2268 nucleotides long. The record is from the annotation of a GenBank genome assembly. NCBI's taxonomy places the organism in Eukaryota, Viridiplantae, Streptophyta, Magnoliopsida, Brassicales, Brassicaceae.
GAGCACACAAAUGUUAGGAAUAUAUAAAGUUUUGUAAUUGAAAACCCUAAAAAGUCUGGUAGCUCUGUUGGAUAAUUAGUGUUAAUUGUUUUCAUUCGCAUCUCUGGUUCGAAUCGUAAAGGAAGUAAAAAGAUGGACUUUGAUGAUGAAGACAAACCAAAAGAGGUUGCCAAAACCCGUAGAUUCGCUCCUUGCCGUGCCGGAAAGUCUAAACCCAAACCUAAACCGGAACCCACUGCACAGAAACCGGAGCCGCCGCAAUCACAAACUGACUCUGUGAGCAAGAGUGAGCAUGACGUUGAUGCUAAAGGUGCUGGUCCUAAGGUUGAAACUGAGGUUUAUAAUGGCUCUGUUAAAAUGGAGAUUGAUUCAAAAGUUGAUAAAGAGCCAGAGUUCAUGGAUACUGAGUUGAUUGAGGAAGAUGAGCAGCUUCCAUUGCAAGAGGAGAAGGAGGAGGAAGAAGAAGAAGAAGAAGAUGUUGUUGUUCGUGAAAUCGAUGUUUUCUUUAAUCCGUCUAUUGAUGCUAAUACUCAGCUUUAUGUUCUACAAUAUCCUCUAAGACCAUCUUGGCGACCAUACGAAAUGGAUGAACGAUGCGAAGAAGUUAGAGUGAAUCCUUCUACAUCGCAAGUGGAAAUUGAUUUGUCUAUGGAUGUUCAUUCGAAGAACUAUGACUCCAAUUUUGGACUAAAUAUGACUAAGCAGACCUUGAAAACAACAUGGAAACAGCCUCCUACUUUGGAUUAUGCUGUUGGGAUUCUUUCAGGUGAUAAGUUACACUUGAAUCCUGUCCAUGCUGUUGCUCAGCUCCGACCGUCUAUGCAGUAUCUUUCAUCUGACGGCAAAAAGAAACAAGCAGAAUCUACUGAAGAAUCUGUCGGAACAUCCAAAAAACAGAACAAGGGAGUGCAGGCUUCGACAGAUCAGAAACCAAUUAACGAAGAAACUUGGGUUGCACUCAAGUAUCAUGGACUUCAAUCCGAAUAUUGCUCCAGAUAUCUGAACGGGAUGAUGGCGAAUGGGAACUCUUCAUUAGAUUUCAACAUGAGCCCGCAAGUUUAUAUCAAUGAACUGUGCCGUGGGGGAAGCAGCAGAAACUCUGAAUCGAAAGAAACAUCGAAAAGGGUCUUGCUUUCCCUACCACUUGAAGAACGUGUGAAAAAGUUGCUCUGCGAGGGAUCUCCGUUGCUUCGAUACAGUGUUCUUAAGCAUUAUGCCCCUGAGUUCUCAGACGAGGAUUUCUUAGGGGCCCUCCAAGAAGAUGGCUGGUUAGUUCAAGGUUUAUGGACUCCCAAAACUAAGCUACUGGGACUAGAUAAAAACUGUGGAAGUAUCAGGGAUUAUGUCCUGUCUCUGUUCAGCCAGAAUACAACUAUAAAGUACUCUGAAGUUGAAGCAACGGGUUUUCAACGCGAGAAGAAGAAAACUAUGGAAACUAUGUUGACUGAAUUUGCCAAAGAAAGGCCUCUGCUAAACGAUUGGAAGUUCAAAGAGCCCACUGAUGUCUCAUUCAUAAAAUCCUACCCGGAGAUUGUUAAGGAGCAAGAUAUUUUAUGGACGAAUAGGAAAGAGAUUAUAGAGUCAAUAAUAACCACCCAAGGAGGAAAAAGUAGAGCUGAUAAUAGGAGGAAUGUUGUUGGCAAAAAUUCUUCAGUUACAGUUAAACCGGAGGUUCCAACAACCCUCUCGGACAAAGGAGGAAGUUCAAGAAAUACGAUACCUCGUGUUGUUGGACAAAAAAUGCCAGAAGAACUUCGGUGGGCGUUACCAAAGGCCUUGAAAAAGGUGUUUCAAACUCACAAAGUUUGCAGGUAUGAGACGAUCUGCCAAGGACUUAGGGAUCUUGCAGUUUCGACAUCAAAUAAUCCAAAAGCUGAUUCAGGAAUGGCAGUGAAUGUGGCGUUAGCCGUGGAUGCUUACCAGGACGAGCUCAAAGACGUUAUAAGUGAAGUGGCUGCUAACAUUCACGGGUCUUAUGUCUCCAUAUCAUCUCCAGACCAUCCUGAAUACGAUUCUUUGAGGGGAGUGGUGAUUAGCCUUUUUUGCGGAACUGGACCUGGAGCAAAGCUUAUGAAGGCUGAAGUAUUUGCAGCAGGCAGGAACGAACUUAAACGUGAAAUCACCAACAACGAAUAUAUAAAGGUGAUGCACGAUCUCUGUGAAACCAACUCUUCAGGAUGGAUUUUACAGAAAGCUCGAUGAUGAGUUAUCACCACUCACAAAUCAUCAUGACUAGAUUUUAAUGAUCUAUAAAUUUUGAUAUAUCCU